UGGGGAGUAAAAACUGAAAUAGACAAUGUCAGGUUGGAAUAAUAGUGGAAAUAACUAUCCUAGUGGAACAGAUAAUUAUCCCAAUAAUAAUAGUGGUCAAGGAAGUAACAAAACGAAGAAAAGCAGUGGAGAACUUGCCAAAGAUGGGUUAAAGGGUUUGGGAAUGGCUGCUCUGUCAGCGGGGAAAUUAGUUUAUCGCGGUGGCAAGUGGUGUGUUGAUAAAGUGGAAAACGUUGUUGAAGACCACAAGUCCAAAGGAAGCAAGAGCGGUGGUGGAGGUUCUGGUUAUUCCAGGUGAAACGGUAUCGAUAAAUGGACAGAGUCCUCGUGUUGAAUACUUACAGAAUAUCUCGAUAGAAUUGGCCCCUUGUAGUACUUGAAUUGCUUUUGUUAUCUAAAAGUAUCGAUUCUUUGAGUUUGUUUUUCUUUUUGUAUUAAAAAACACUGUUGUUGUUGUUGUUUGGUUAUCAACUGUAGUUUCACUUGACGAAGGUUGAGAGAAAAUGAUGAUGGGAUUGUUGGUGGGUGGGAGUUGUUGUUGGCUUUUAUUGUUGUUAUGUCAAAGUGGUUUCAAAUUUUCCAGUUGUGAACACAAUCUAAGCAUAGAUAGUGAACUUUCAAGGAUCUUUCGUUGUCAAAAUGCCAAUUCUCCUCAUUUUGUAUUGUUUUUUACGAUAUGGAAAAGACUUUCUCUCGUCAGGCUUGUCAUUCAACACCACUCCCAACUAAGACAACACUUUCGUGGAACCAUCUCUUUAUGGCUCGUAGGUUCACAAGGAAAGCUUUCAAAUCAACUUGCAAACAACUUGUCUGGAGUUUAUUAUACGGAAUGUCCCAAUUAUCCCAUAUCUGAUAAACACAACUGUGGACUA
Messenger RNA from Galdieria sulphuraria, 872 nucleotides. RefSeq lists its product as uncharacterized. The record is from RefSeq and is a predicted model, not a curated record. NCBI's taxonomy places the organism in Eukaryota, Rhodophyta, Bangiophyceae, Galdieriales, Galdieriaceae. The transcript has a single exon. Bases 26 to 298 code for a protein of 90 amino acids.